Messenger RNA from Trichomycterus rosablanca, 1851 nucleotides. Its product is annotated as proton-coupled zinc antiporter SLC30A1. Gene Ontology annotation, cellular component: Golgi apparatus; endoplasmic reticulum; membrane. The record is from RefSeq and is a predicted model, not a curated record. Gene Ontology annotation, molecular function: zinc ion transmembrane transporter activity; calcium channel inhibitor activity. The transcript is spliced from 3 exons. Gene Ontology annotation, biological process: detoxification of zinc ion; intracellular zinc ion homeostasis; zinc ion transmembrane transport. Bases 1 to 1578 code for a protein of 525 amino acids. NCBI's taxonomy places the organism in Eukaryota, Metazoa, Chordata, Actinopteri, Siluriformes, Trichomycteridae.
AUGGGAGGAUUUCAAAUGUGGGGAAGCUGUUUACAAAAGUGCAUGCUGGUCUUCACUUUCGCACUCCUGCUGUGUGAGAUCUUGGUUGGACGCAUCUGCCACUCCCUAAUUAACAUGGUGGACAGCUUCCACACCCUCUACAUCCUUAUUCACAUAAGCCUGUAUCCGUCAACGAUGCCUGCAGGAAUUUCAGAGACCUCGAUUGUGGGCUCUCCAAAUACACCUCUACCCAUCUCUGAAUCUGCUCACCUUGGUGCCAACUCUCCAUUCUGUAAAGGGUACCAAUAUUCUAAAUUACGUAUUUCACCUUUUGGGGCUUUGAUUUCAGCUCUGCUUCUGGUGUCUUUGUGUGUGUGCAUCACUUUUGAGAUCCUCAGUCACCUGGUGCAGCCUCAUUUCAUACAGCACCCUCUUCUGGCUACUGUUGUAGGUAUUAUUAGUCUAUUGUUUAAUACACUCGUGCUCGUCUGGAAGAGAUGUGAACAAACAAACACAGCUGUGAAAGGGUUGAAGAGAGGCCCAACAGAGACUCAGAGUGAGCCUUUUACUUCAGAAGAUAAAGAUACUGGAAAUACACAGUUUGAAACAAGCACUGCAAUAGUAAAGAAGACAGGACUUGAUGGUGGUACACUGAUGUUCUGUAACCUUGGAGCAGCCAGUGUGGUGGAUCCAGACCAAGGCUCUCAGGAAUUCUCCUCUUUGGGAGGUUCAUGCCCCAAUGCUUCAAUCACUCCCCCUGUGCCACAGUCUAACUAUACAGAGAAAUCCAUCUCCCAUGAUUCCACUGAAUGCCAGCAAUCUCAACAGACCAUCCAGCCAAUGGAUCCAGGUACUGAAGUGGCUAACUGCAGUAUCACUCCAGCAACCCUGCAACCACUCAGAACAGAACUGUGUACCCAAAUGGACAGUAAGCACACCAGGCAGAAAGGUGGACGUAUUAAGACCUGCAUCGCUGUCAUCAGGAGCCUCUUGGGUUGUGUUUUGGUUCUAGUGAAUGGCAUCAUCCUUCUUCUUUUUAAACCUAACUGUCUGAACUGCAAGGUUUUUGCUUACCUGGACCCUGGCUUUUCCAUGCUCACUGUGUUGGUUCUUCUAGCCACAACCAUGCCUGAACUCUGGCACCAUGGCUUAUUGCUGCUCCAGGCAAUUCCAAAGCACUUAAGUACGGAGGAACUGAUGGCCCACAUUGGUCGUGUGUCUGGUGUGUCAGCUGUGCAUGAGCUGCAUGUUUGGCAGCUGUCUGAAACAUGCCUGGUGGCAUCUGUGCAUGUUUACUGCCAAUCGGGCCUGUGUACGCAGACAUGUUCUCAACUUUUGGUGACUGUCACAGAGGUGCUGAGAGGUUUUGGUAUAAGCCACUGUACUGUGCAGCCAGAAUUUAUUGAUUCACAGGUAGAGGAAGCAAAUCUGCCCAUGACAAAGUCAGCAGAACAGAAAUUCUGCAGCUUGCGCUGUGAAAAGGAAUGUACAAAGAGUAUGUGUUGUUUAUCAGAAGAGAACUCCGUCCCAUCCGCAUCCCCUACUCUACACAUGGAGGUGAGGCAGCAGGUUGUCAUUAUAGAGAACACAUAUAUAUAGUCAAGUCAAGUUUAUUUGUAUAGCGCUUUUUGCAAUGGACAUUGUCUCAAAGCAACUUUACAGAAUCCAGGACCAACAGACCAAAAACCCUUGUUGAGCAAGCUGAGGGUGACAGUGGCAAGGAAAAACUCCCUUAAAAAUACAGGAAGAACCAGACUCAGCAAGGACUCCCAUCCUUCUUGGAUGGCCUGGAGGAUAAUUUUAAUAAAUAGGAUUUACACAAAUCAUACAUACACAAAAUUGAACGAAAGGUUCUAACUAUCUUGUUACAUU